Molecule: messenger RNA, 1482 nt
Organism: Morchella sextelata
Lineage: Eukaryota; Fungi; Ascomycota; Pezizomycetes; Pezizales; Morchellaceae
Exons: 3
Coding region: 1-1482 (493 amino acids)
Source: RefSeq, a predicted model, not a curated record
AUGUCGAAGAUGUUGUUGAGCCAAUUGACCGUCCUGUCUCUGCUUGCCCUGGAGGCAAGUGCAUUUUGGCGCCUGCCGUGUAGGCAGAGCCUGACGGUGGAAAGGAUCGACCCACUUACACACUUUGGAAUGGUCUCGGAGCAUGUCCACACUAUCCAUGGUGGUAAUAAGUUCUCGCAGAGUGCAACUGAGGCCCUGCUGUUGGAGAGUACUUGCACGAGUUGCCAGGUCAAGCAGGAUCUGUCUGCCUACUGGACACCACAGCUGUACUUUCAGGAUGAGGCUGGCAUGUUCAAUAAGGUCAACCAGACGGGUGGCAUGCUUGUAUACUAUCUCCCCCGUGGAGAUGAUGUCAAAGCAUUCCCCGCUGGGUUUAGAAUGAUUGCGGGUGACCCCAAGCUCCGUAGCUUCCCCUACCCAGUCGUCGAGAAGUCCCUCUGGACCGCAUCCGACCGCACCGAAGCCGCCCUCCGCCAGAAAGCCGUCGGUUUCAACUGCCUCAACUACGCCGAGCCCGCCAAAGCCGCUCUCGGCCUCCGCGAGAUGCCCGCCAACAUGGCAACCGACUGCACCGACGGUCUCCGCGCCGAAGUGUUCUUCCCAUCGUGCUGGAACGGCAAGGACUCAGACAAUCACCGUGACCAUAUGAGGUACCCUUCGCUCAUGGAUGACGGCACCUGCCCCGACGGCUACGAGACCAGGCUCGUCAGUCUGUUCUUCGAGACCAUCUGGAACGUUGCGGCGUUUAAUGGCCAGGCAGGCACGUUUGUGUUUUCGUCGGGCGACCCGCUGGGAUACGGAUACCACGGCGACUUUAUGAAUGCGUGGGACGUGCCCAUCCUCCAGUCUGCCAUCGACAAAUGUACCUCUCUCACUGGUGAGAUUGGGGAGUGCGAUGUCUUUGAUCUUUACACCGAGGACGAGAUGCACCAAUGCACCAUCGAGCCGUCGAUUAAUGAGGAUGUCGAUGGCCCGCUUGCGGCGAUCCCGGGAUGCAAUCAGGUCACUUAUGGCCCUGAAGACGCCCCUGAUGGUGGCUGCCCAACUGAUGGCGAGAACGACUUGACCGACGACCCGACUAGCCCGCCUCCUACCGGCACUGCAACUGCAACUUCUACCAAGUCGACAUCCAGCUCUACCGAAAGCUCGUACUCGUCCUCGACUUUGUCCGCGGUCUAUGGCGGUAUUCCAGAUCUUGGUGCUGGUGAGGAUGAUGGCGAAGGAUACUACUCCAACUCGCACAGCUAUGGGUACGGAUAUGCACCAAGCAAGGCUGUCGAUGCUGUUGACUCGAGUGUCACAGCUGAGUCUACGCCUGCGGCGGGUGAUAACUACGUCGACCCGAAUGUGGAGGUGGUUGUGGUCACGGUUACUACGUAUACCACUGCGUCGCCGACUACGGUUACGGUCCAUGUGCAGCCCACUAAGGCGGCAUACCGCAAGAGGCACUUUCACGGCCGUCACGCUGGGCAUGGGUUGUAG